Molecule: messenger RNA, 2449 nt
Organism: Ostrea edulis (European flat oyster)
Lineage: Eukaryota; Metazoa; Mollusca; Bivalvia; Ostreida; Ostreidae
Exons: 1
Coding region: 1335-2339 (334 amino acids)
Molecular function (GO): dioxygenase activity
Source: RefSeq, a predicted model, not a curated record
UCUUGUUUAAAGUAAGAAUUUCGCAAAAUCUAUGGUCGUUGUAAUGAUCUAAUUUCCAAAUAUAAACUAUCACUGAGUAAAAUGUUGUUUGACGUGUUUCAUACCAACUGUUAGGCCGUUCUUUACCAACUGUUUUUGACUAUGGAUUACUCUGUUUACCUGAACAAUGAUAGAGCUCACAGCGGAUAUGACCGGUCAACAGGGGAUGCUUACUCUUCAAAGACACCUGAUCCCACCUGUGGUGUUAUCAUGGGUCGUGUCUGUUCUACUCUUAAAUUUGUAUUUUUUACAGGAAAUAUGAGAUUGAUCACAGAUCGCUAUCUUCAAUUAUUUAUACAGCGACCAGUCUAGCCCAUGAACGAAGAAACUGCUUCAUGCAGCGGCCAACCUUACGCAGAAAAUGAAACAAAACGUCCCCUACAGCGACCAGCCCAACCUAAGAAAUGAAACAAAAUGUCGAUCUCAUACAGCUAGUAGCCUAGUCCCAAGACCCUAAAAAUGCGUUUCCAACAACGACCAGCCUAAGCCAGAAAAUAAAACAAAACGUCUCAUGCACCAACAAAGAAUCUGAUGCCAAAACAUUGUUAUCAUUAUCUCGCUUUGUACUUCAAAGCCCAUGAACUAUCCAUAUUCAUUCAACAAUCAACAAUUUUAACUCAAAAUCAAGUCAUUAUUUCUUCUGUAUUUCCUUCUUUUUUUUUUUUUUUUUUUUUUUUUUUUUUUUUUUUAAAGAUCUGGCAUGAAAUAAAACAGUCUUCGAUCCAUAACUCGUUUAAGGGUAAUAACUAUGUACUCACCUGAAAAAUAUGUAACAUUUUCAUGAAAAACAAACGUCUAGAGGUUUCCAAGAGAUUCAGGUCGGACAUAGUAUACAUAUAAUACUUAAUGUCAUUAGGGUGGUAUAUACUGACCGAUCGUUUUCUCACAAGUCCUUGGGAAAACAUUCAAAGUAAGGUUCAUGGAAACAAGGAGGGCUCAUUUUUGGACGUUUACCUCAUUUAGCUGUGAAUCUACAAUGUUGUUAUUUCUGCGGGUCAAUUCAAAACGAACAUGUAGACAUGCGUAAGGGUCAGUUAGACUGACAGAUGGACAACGGUUAAUCAGAUCAGAUAAAGAAAUUAAAGGUGCGUGAAAUGAAGGUAAAAGUCCGAGUUGCACACUAUAAAAUGUGAGAUAAGGAGUAACUGGAUAUCUGCUUUAUCAAUGCAAAUUUUAUAGGAUAACGUCUUACUGAUAACCACUCCAGUCCGUCCGAUGGUGUGUUUACAGGGGUUGGGGAUAAUUUAUCAAUCACCAGUAGUAAGGACACCUGUUAACAAAGACACUUGUUACACAUGUCGGCGGAAGAAUAUUUUGAUCUACCAAUAAUUGCUCUUAAGGAAGCUCUACAGGAUCCAGGGAAUGGCGGUCAGAAGGUUGUGAAGGCACUGGAGAGUGUCGGGUUUAUGGGGAUAGUGGAUAUUCCUGCAUUUGACGUGGAAAAACUAAGACAAUGUUGUACGUGGUUCUUUGACUUACCCUGGGAUAUUAAACAGACUCUCAUGAAAAAGACUUUUAACAAGAAAAAUAAAAACGUGUAUCGAGGAUAUUUUCCAGUGGUAGAAAACUUAUCAAGCAGAAAAGAAGGAUUUGAAAUCGCAGCAGACGUUUCAUCAGACGACCCUGACGUUCUUAUGGGCAAUUGGUUUUACGAGAAAUCGAUCUGGCCACCCGAAAACGGCGAUUUUGACUUCCAGGCAACGAUGAUAGAAAUGUACAACCGUUUGCAUCAAAUUGCAAUGGAUAUUCUAAGGCUAGCUUCAAUUGGAUUGGGAAUAAAAGAGGAUUCGUUUGAAUAUUUGUUUAAGGAUAAACCAUGUUCUACAUUCAGGUUGCUACAUUAUCCACCAUGGAAUGGAACGCCUCCUGAAAAUGCCGUCAUAGAGGGCGGUAAAGUCGUCACUACUCCUGUUCACACAGACUCUUGUUUUCUGACUCUAUUGGCAACCUUCCAGUUCCAUGGACUAGAGGUACAAACGCCUGCAGGAAAAUGGUUGCCCGUGCGACCAGUUGCAAAGGGCCUCGUUAUGAAUGUCGCUGACGUACUCAGCAAAGUCGUAGGUGGGCGCUUUGUUGCUACCCAACAUCGAGUGCUUGACAUUGGUGUUGACAGGUUCUCCGUGCCGUUUUUCUUGGAGCCUCGAUUUGAUGCCGACAUAAACGUGAACAUUGUGACUCAGUGUAAGGGAGAAGGACAUUCACGAGAUGUCGUGAAAUAUGGCCCUUGGGUCUUAAAACGAAUGGAAGCUAAAGGAUUCUUUGAAUUUAAAGAGCUUCCAAAAUUUUUGUUUAAUGCAUAACGACUCCAUAGACGAUCAAAUCAUGAACUGGAUAGUAGGGCUAUAAUUAGUGGUGAAGAUAUAUGCUAUAUGGACGUUAUAAAUAGAUCCAUGGAUUUAAGAAACAGUAA